Molecule: messenger RNA, 2100 nt
Organism: Podospora anserina S mat+
Lineage: Eukaryota; Fungi; Ascomycota; Sordariomycetes; Sordariales; Podosporaceae
Exons: 1
Coding region: 1-2100 (699 amino acids)
Biological process (GO): mitotic spindle assembly checkpoint signaling; attachment of mitotic spindle microtubules to kinetochore
Cellular component (GO): mitotic spindle; kinetochore; nuclear envelope
Source: RefSeq, a predicted model, not a curated record
AUGUCACGGCUCAGCGGACCGUCCCCCGCAACGAGCAGAGAAAGUCGCGAAAGCAGCAAAGAGAACCACGAACCUUGCGAGAGCGACGAACAGCGAAAACUAAUCGAGGACCUCAAAGCCGAGGUCGGCACGCUAAAAUACCAAAUCAGCAACUACGAGCAAGAAAAGGAGCUGGCGCGUCUGCAGAUGGAGAAUGAAAUUCGAGACACCAAGCGACGGGCGGAAGACGACUUCAAGGCGAAGCAAGCCGCCGAGGCGGAAAAGGGACGCGCCCAGCGGCAGGUUGAGGUGUUGCAGGCGGAACUUGACGAGCUGAGAGCGGAGCAGGAGAGGCAGAAACGGGAGCUGGAGGCCAAGGCUAGGAGCGCGGUGGAUGAGGCGAGGGUGCUGAGGGAGGAGCUUGAGGAUUUGAGUGCGGAGAAGGAUGAGGCGGCGAGGGUGGCGGAGCGGGAGGUUAAUGACCUCCGGGCUAAGCUUGCGGCGUGUCAGCGGGGGAAGAGUGAGUUGGAGGAGGGGAAUAAGGGGAGGGAGGAGAUGCUGGAGAGGGUGCAGGCUGCGGUGGGGGAGAAGGAUGAGAUUAUUGGGGAGCUGGAGGCGCAGGUGUUGAUGCUCAAGGCGCAGACGGGGGACGCGGAGACUAUUGCUGUCAUCAGGAGGGAGCUGUCGGAUCAGGUGACGCAUAUUAGGGCGCUGGAGGCGAAGAAUAGGGAGCAGAUUACCGAGCUCAGGCACUUGCGCCAGGUGCACAAGGCUGUGGAGGUGGUCGAGGAGGAGAAGAGGUCUUUGCAGCGGAAGGUGGAGGCUGCGGUUGGUGUUGAGCGGGAGCUGGCGGAGGAGAGGACGCAGAGGCAGAGGUUGGAGGAUGAGAGGAUGGCUUGGGCGGCGUAUUUGGAGGGUGAGGGGCAGGCUGAGUUUGACUCGCCUGAGGAGGUGGCCAGGGCUCUUGUUGCUGAGCGGCUCAACUCGGCGAGCUUGCUGGAGAAGAUAGGGUCUCUCCAGCCUGAGGUUGCUGAUCGGGAUAAUAUCAUUAGGUCUCUUGAGGAGGAGAAGGCCGGGCUGCUGGAGCAGAUUGAGAAACUCAAGGCUCCUGGGGGGUCCAGUGGGGGGAACGAUAAGGCUCGUGCCCGUCUGGACAGGCAGCGCGCCCUUGCCGUCAAGGAGGUUGAGUACCUUAGGGCGCAACUCAGGACGUUUGACAUGGAGGAUAUCACCAUGCAGCCUGAGACAGUGGACGAGCAAAAGGCGCAGAGGAUACAGGAGCUGGAGGAUCUGGUUGAUCGGUACAAGACCGAGGUUGCGACGCUUCACGCCGAUUUGACGUCUCUCGAAUCUGCCGCUGUGUCCCCGGUUCAGCCUGUCAUUGGGAGCAAGCGUCCCCGAUCGGACUCUGACGACACGGAAUCCGAACAUUUGGGGCAGCUGGCCAGGAAAAACAGGAAACUCCAGGCUGAGCUUGCCGACGUUCAGCAAACGCUACAUCUUUUACGAAAAGAACACGCCGUCACGGUUGAACAGCUAGCCAAGGCAAAAGAACGGGCCUCGACCCGAGUUUUGUCUCUUAGGUCUAACCCAACAUCCGACUACGAAGCCAUCAAGACCGCCACCUUGGCCGCGUUGAAAGCCGAAAACGCCGAGCUGGUAGCUCACAUUCAACGUCAGCCAACACUGUUUUCCACCAUACCCACAUCGCAACUCGCCGCUGCCCAAAGGGAGGUAGCAGAGGCAAAAGCAGAAACCGCCUCGGCGCACAAGAGUUCACGCCGACUGAAGGAGGUGUGGGCGGCAAAGUCGGCAGAGUUCAAAGAGGCUGUUUUUAGCACGCUGGGGUGGACGGUGAGUUUUAUCCCUGGGGGGAAGAUGAGGGUCGAGAGCGUUUACUACCCCUCAAAAACGGACGACCACGAGAACAGCAUUGUUUUUGAUGGGGAGAAGGGGACGAUGAAGGUUGGUGGUGGGCCGAGGAGCGAGUUUGCGGUGAGGAUUGGGGAUCUGAUCAAAUUCUGGGUGAGGGAGAGGGGGUGCGUGCCGGGGUUUUUGGCGGCUUUGACGUUGGAGUUUUGGGAGGAGAGGCACGGGGGGCAGGAGGAUCACUCUUCUUAG